Messenger RNA from Centropristis striata (black sea bass), 1643 nucleotides. RefSeq names its product ferredoxin 2 (gene fdx2). The record is from RefSeq and is a predicted model, not a curated record. Lineage: Eukaryota; Metazoa; Chordata; Actinopteri; Perciformes; Serranidae. Gene Ontology annotation, molecular function: 2 iron, 2 sulfur cluster binding. Gene Ontology annotation, cellular component: mitochondrion. Bases 1 to 591 code for a protein of 196 amino acids. The transcript is spliced from 5 exons. Gene Ontology annotation, biological process: P450-containing electron transport chain; positive regulation of oxidoreductase activity.
AUGGCGGCCUCCGCUGCAGUCCGGUCGAGCAUGGGGCUGACUUUGAGACUUUCUCGAGUUAUACCGGACUGUAGCACAUGUCCCUUCAACCGUCUGAAGAGCUGCGGGAGCAGCGGAGGUAACUUACAAAGGAGGGGCUCCUUUGAGAGAUUUCGCACCAUAAAUCGGCACUUGCAGACGAGUAUAGGUCUUUACCACAGUGAGGAGGGGAGCUCCAAUGCAGAGGACCCGGAGGAUGUGGUGAAUGUGGUGUAUAUAGAUCGGUCUGGCCAGAGGAUCCCUGUUAAGGCCAAAGUGGGAGAUAAUGUCAUGUACCUGGCCCAGAAGCAUGGAAUUGAACUUGAAGGAGCGUGUGAGGCAUCUCUGGCCUGCUCAACAUGUCAUGUCUACGUGAACGCUUCACAUUUUGACAAACUGCCAGAACCUGUGGAGAGGGAGGAUGACAUGCUGGACAUGGCAGCCUUGCUUCAGGAGAACUCCCGGUUGGGAUGCCAGAUCAUCCUGACUCCAGAGCUUGAGGGCAUAGAGUUCACUUUGCCCAAAGUCACCAGGAACUUUUAUGUGGAUGGCCAUGUUCCCAAACCUCAUUGAGAAGAAGAAGAAAAAGAGGAGGACAAGAUGAGAGUUGGAGAAAAAAGAGAGGGUGGCGCUGCAAGGUAGACACCAGGUGUGCUGGUUGAAUCAGGGGGCGACCAUGAAGAGGCUAGGAUAGUAAAGUCCAUAGCAACUCCUCCUAAGGCUUCUUGCUGGCUGACAAAUUCCACAGUUAACCAAUGACAGUACAUGCCUGCGGAUGACAUCAGACAGAGGCAGACACUAUAUGAAUUUCACUGAAGGUCAAAUUAAUGGUUACUUCCAAAAAAAACUGAUGUUUAACUGAUGACUGAUGUAUUUAUUCAUAGGGAAGUGUUCUCAGGCCAGCAUCAAGAUGCCAUUCAAUCUCGCAAACUGUGAGUUUUAACAGAGUUCAUCUUUGUGUCAUUUAAUAGAACAUUCCUCGUUACAGUUCAUAUACGCACAAGUUUUACAAGAUAAUGUUCUUAAUCAUUUCUGCUGGUCCAUCAUUGUCGCACUUGUCAGAUAUUGUAUGCAUAGCAUUUAAUUUAAUUUUUAUGUACCAAGUUAAUUUGUAGAAGUUGAUGGCUCAUCAAUUAGUACCCACUGAUUAUAGUUAGCACCUCAUCAUAAAUCUCAAAAAUGUUUUCAGGCACAGAAGAAGAAGCCAUAUAUUAUAAUGAAGUGUGUUUCAAAUAAAGAACGCUGCCUGAAACCUAAGGCAUGGGAUCUCAUCACAGUAAGUCAGAAUUUAGACUGUUAAAACUUACAUUUUAUCCACUUACCACUACAAAAUAUUCAGGCAAUGUGUGUCAAGUGUUGGGAUGCAAAAUGCAUUUUAAAGCACUGCCUCUGUGGUGCCAGUGAUAAAGCUUGCUUAAUUGAUCUGGUUCAGGAUCCAGAGCAGACUGGAAGAGGUCUGUUUUGAAGCUGUUGGGCUUCAUGUUACCAUGUUAUGAGUUUACCACAUCUGCCCUUUAUUUUGAGUCUACUGUACCUGUCCUUACGCACAAAUGCAAGUCAACUGUGUAUAUCAUGUAUUAGAAAUUACAAAUAAAAGUUGUGCAAUAAAGGUUUAAAAAAAGUAA